AUGCAGUCAGAUGCCUCCACAGUCCCUGAUCAAGAUGGCCAUAGACCGGCUGAAAGCAUCGGUGUCGGUGACAGCACUGGCCUCCGAGGCGACUCCUCCCCUGUCUCCGUAUCCUCCGCAUCUUUGACGUGCCCCGAAUGCGGGCAGACAUUCCGUCGGCGCGAGCACCUCAUCCGACAUCUGGACCGCCACUCCGGACGUCGCUCUUACACAUGCGAUGUCUGCAAGACGGCUUUUUCUCGGAGGCCGGCACCUUGUGCCAAAUGUACAAGCAAAGGUCGUCGCUGUGUAUAUCAACCCAAACCCGGCGACGAAGUGGCUGAGACAAUUACCGUUGCACAUUCUGCAGCCGACGAUGCUAUAUCCGCUACUCAUUCCUCGCCUUCACAGCAGGUGCAGCCACUGACGCCCCUAUCGUCUGUUCCGCUCCAACCCUGGAUCGAGCCAGAGCUUUCAUGGGAUACCCUUUUGACGUCUGCCCAAUUCUUGCUGCCCUUUUCGCCCGUGCCCUCUUUUGAAUCUGGGGCGUUAGCCGAAUUCUGUUUCGGAGACGCUGCCUUUACCACCGCAGGUCAGCCUGUGGAUGACCUUGGUAUACAGAAUAGCUUCGGUGCAGAAGUGACACAGAGAGACAGAGUGGAGGAUAUCCAUGAUCUUAUUGGUCACGAUGAUCUGACAGCGGAAGAAGAAGACAUCCUGAUCGCGGAGAACAUUCCACACGUACCUCCCGUGACCGAAGAGACGCGACUAUACAUGAUUCAAGCCAUCAAGGCCAGGCUACCACAGCAAGAGGCCCAAGGGCUUGACUCCAAAUUCCCCUCUUUACGGCAUCUCGAUACAUAUAUGCAACUGUAUUUUGAACACCUUCAUCCGCGCAUGCCUCUGCUGCAUGUUCCGACAUUUCAGACAUCUCCCGAGACAUGGCAGCUAGUCCUCGCUGUGAUUUGCCUUGGCAGUCGGUACUCCCAAGCACGCCACCAUCACGAUCAUGUUCUGCUCCUGCAGCGAGUUGCCCAGCACAUGGUGAAAGUAGAUCUUCGAGAGCUAUUGAGCGUUAACGUCUUGAUCUGUGCUCAGUCACAUUUGUUAUUCCAGCAUAGCCUCUGGCUCUCGGGCGAGUGGAGCAUUAUGGUCGAGGCUCAGUUUUACCGAAAUACCCUCGUCACCCUUUGUCGCCUAUUUCUAUCUCGAGAGAGUACCUUGAUGCACACGCCUGCAUCGACUGAAGACCUGAACCACGCGUGGUUCCAGUGGAUACAAGGCGAAGCUAAACGGCGGCUCGUCCACUUUGCAUACAUUUUUGAGUUUCUCUACUCUAGUUUUGUUAUGCUCCCUCCCCUGCUCUCAGCUGCUGAACUACAAACCCCGGUACCCAGCGCCGAUCGGUAUUGGUCAUCGACUUGUGAGGAGUGGCAUCUUCUCCCUUCACCGCCGCCUUCACCAACUCUUUGUACUCUAUUGUCACGUGUCGGCCUCGGCGAUGUAGCUUCAGCGAGUCUGGAGCAACUGACCCAGUGUAUAUUACUGUCCUCGGCCUCGUUACAGCUAACCGCUGAGAGUGACUUGCUAAAAGCUAUGGGGCUCGACUCUUCUAGCAAUACCGCCAGCCGACCAAACCCAGCUCGCGGUAUGGUGACAACCCUUUCUGAGAAGGCCUUUGAUAUCUUAUCGCAAGUAGGAUGCUCAGAAGCCCUGCGCGAAACAGACGCUGGCGGUAGAUCCAAUGACUUUGCCUUACUGUCACGAGUUCUUGCCAUUCUCUCAUUUACGCAACUAUCUCUACUAUUCUCCUACAAUAAAUGGCAGACGACAGACACAGGCCAAAGCAACGCCCGGGCUGAACUUUCGAACACUAUACUACACAAUGUCACCAGAACCAGACGCUGCUUGUACUACGCAGCGCAGGUCCUUCAACACUUUCGCACCACCAGACCAGCUACAGUACUUGAUAUCAUGGGAUGUUUGGUCUCCGUACUAUAUAUGGUGCUGUACGUAGAUAUAAUCGAGCAGCAAGAACACGAUCCCACUCGACGUGGCAGUGGCGUCGAGACUUCUAGCGCGGAGAUCAUCCGUCUCGACCACAUCGUUAAUGUAGAUGUUCUAAACGACUGGUUACAGGUACGAAACCAUAAAAGACUUCAUGUUCCUGGGGUCGGUUUCCUACACAAUGACGGAAGCAUACUGCGUUUGUACAAAGAAGGGUCGCGGGUUAUGGCACGUGGCUCUUCUAUAUCGAGGAUGGCCCAAGUAAUAUCUGGUCUUCUCGAGUCGCAAGCCAAAGGCCACCCUCUCGGCGACAGGGCGUUCCGAGAGCUGUGA
Fusarium tjaetaba is the source of this 2319-nucleotide messenger RNA. RefSeq lists its product as uncharacterized. The transcript is spliced from 4 exons. Gene Ontology annotation, molecular function: DNA-binding transcription factor activity, RNA polymerase II-specific; zinc ion binding; RNA polymerase II cis-regulatory region sequence-specific DNA binding. Gene Ontology annotation, biological process: regulation of transcription by RNA polymerase II; DNA-templated transcription. The record is from RefSeq and is a predicted model, not a curated record. Lineage: Eukaryota; Fungi; Ascomycota; Sordariomycetes; Hypocreales; Nectriaceae. The coding region runs from base 1 to 2319 and encodes 772 amino acids. Gene Ontology annotation, cellular component: chromatin.